UGUCCCCCAACUCCUAUGGCUCCUCCUUACCAGAGAGAGGAGGAUCUCUCUCACUGAAAUCGCCAACACUGAAAUCGUUAAGAGUGGACAAGUUUGCAAAGUCAUUGGACCCUAAGCUCACUCGUAGUCCAAGGGAAGCCAUGCAGGAUGAAGACGGAUAUGUCACUUUAAAUAUUAAAGGUCGAAAACCGGCUCUCACCUCAGUUGACUCUGCUUCCUCACCUUUGUGGCGUGUGAUGGCUUUGAUUCUGCUGACCUUGUGCGUGGGGUUAGUUAUUGGGCUGGUGGCUUUGUGGAUGAUGUCUGCCACAGAGCGAAACUACCUACAAGUGGAGAACAAAAAUUUCUCAGGCACUCUGCACCGGUUGGCACAGCAGUUCUGCCAGUAUUUAAUAAAACAAUCCGAACAAAAGAGCGGCGUCAGCCAUAAAUGCAGCCCAUGUGACCGAAACUGGAGAUACUACGGCGAUAGUUGCUAUGGAUUUUUCAGGCACAACUUGACGUGGGAAGAGAGUAAGCAGUACUGUGUUAACAUGAACGCCACUUUGCUGAAGAUCACCAGCCAGAAAGUUCUGGAAUACAUGAAGUCUAGGACUGGAUUCAUUCGUUGGGUUGGAUUGUCCCGCAAGAACACUAAUGAGGUCUGGAGGUGGGAAGAUGGUUCAGUGCCCUCCAAAGAUGUGUUUGAGCUUUCUGGAAAUGGAGGAGACAAUAUGAAUUGUGCCUAUUUUUAUAAUGGGAAAAUUUACCCCACCUUCUGUAAUGACAAACAUUACUUAAUGUGUGAGAGGAAGGCAGGCUUGACAAAGGUGGACACACUCCUGUAAUGCAAAGAGAUGGGAAGGAUGUCACAGACAGGUGCUUGAUUGUACAGUGACAGAUCUGGAUGAAGGACUUCCUGGACAUAAAAUUGUUUAUUUUUUCCCUUCAUCCCCCUUGGAGUCAUCUUUAUAUUAUCUUUUCUACCAACCCCGCUUCAUUCCUCCUUUAUCUAUCCCUUCAUACUAAGGGAUAACUUAAUCCCUUCUUUAUACCUCCGGA
Messenger RNA from Panthera uncia (snow leopard), 1041 nucleotides. It is a transcript of the gene CLEC1B, whose product is annotated as C-type lectin domain family 1 member B. Bases 141 to 827 code for a protein of 228 amino acids. NCBI's taxonomy places the organism in Eukaryota, Metazoa, Chordata, Mammalia, Carnivora, Felidae. The record is from RefSeq and is a predicted model, not a curated record. The transcript is spliced from 6 exons.